Molecule: messenger RNA, 1188 nt
Organism: Fibroporia radiculosa
Lineage: Eukaryota; Fungi; Basidiomycota; Agaricomycetes; Polyporales; Fibroporiaceae
Exons: 7
Coding region: 1-1188 (395 amino acids)
Molecular function (GO): D-amino-acid oxidase activity; FAD binding
Source: RefSeq, a predicted model, not a curated record
AUGGCCGAAACAGGCCCUGUAUCUGCGCCAACUCAGGUCGUGAUCCUGGGUGGUGGUGUGAUUGGACUUACCAUUGCCCAUGUUUUAUCUGCCAGUACGCAAGGGGAAUAUAGCAUCACCAUCGUUGCUCGCGACAUGCCAUCGGAUCUGGAAUCACAGUCAUUUGCGAGCCCAUGGGCUGGUGCAAAUUGGUCCCCAAUCGGUGGAUACGACGAGUGUACUUACAGACGGGAAAUAGUCACCUUCAACAAGCUGUGGAGUCUAAUUCCGACCGGGAUGGUCAUGGCAAGCUCUCAUGCUAUGCAAAUAAUGAUUAUUCUUCACCUAUCACAACAACAGGCACUCCCGUUUCGUGUCUAUUACGAGACUGCUGAAGGUCUAGACAAACUCUGGUACAGAAAUCUCGUUAGGGAUUUUCGUGUUAUGGACGCAGCCGAGCUUAUUUCGGGCGCGAAGGGCGGUGUAUACUUUAAUACGGUUUCCCUUAAUCCUGAGCUAUACUUACCUUGGCUUGCUGCUGAAUUGAACGCACGUGGUGUCCGUUUUGUCAAACAGAGGAUGCAAAGUCUCAGCCAAGCGGCAGCCCUGGCUGGCGCAGGCGGAAUCGUUGUUAAUGCAACAGCACUAGGUGCCCGGUCAUUGAUUGGGGUGGAGGACUUGAAUGUGUAUCCCAUUCGUGGACAGACCAUCAUCGUGCAUGCACCGAGUAUCAAAGAGUGUGCAGCGUUUCCAUUAGAAAGCAAGUCCUCCGACCCUAGCCGAGGGGAAGCAACGUACAUGAUUCCGCGCCCCUAUCCAGUAGGGCACGUUUUGUUGGGGGGUACCUAUCAGCCAGAUAAUUGGGAAACAGCAACAGACUUUUCAAUAGCACAGGGAAUCCUGAAGCGCUGUGCAGCCUUCGCGCCGGAGUUGGCCAGCAAAGAUUUGCGUAUACUGAAACAUAAUGUUGGCUUGCGGCCUGCUCGGAAGGGGGGACCCCGCAUCGAGGUAGAAUGGCGUAAUCUACCCAUCAAAGAUGCGUUUGCCACCGUGAUUGCGCCGCCGUUUACGCCUAGCAGACAAGGAAGAAUAAUGGUUGUCCAUGCCUAUGGUUUCGGUCCCGCUGGGUAUCAGAACUCGUGGGGGGCCGCGGAGGAAGUUGCUUCGCUCAUUUGUUCUAAUUUCGAUAGCAUGGAAGCUAGACUGUAG